Physcomitrium patens is the source of this 3513-nucleotide messenger RNA. RefSeq lists its product as uncharacterized. NCBI's taxonomy places the organism in Eukaryota, Viridiplantae, Streptophyta, Bryopsida, Funariales, Funariaceae. The record is from RefSeq and is a predicted model, not a curated record.
UUAGGGCUCCAAGCCCAUCCAGAGUUAUCUCCGACUGUGUUCAUCGCAAUCGCAGUAGCAGAAGCACCAGCAUUGACGUGAAUUUGCUUGUUGGGUUGUUUUUUAUUUUAUUUUUCAUGUUGUCGCGGAGUGCUGUAGUUCAGCGUCCUGAGCCGCCCCCCUGCCCCAUCUUUCACUUGUUUACAGCUCGCACUUCGAACCCCAAGGCCUCCGGACGCGACUGUCUGACGGAUUUGGUGAGGCUUGGUGGUAGCCUCGACAGGGAGGCUGUUUGUCGAGAAGGUCGAGUUUGGGUGGGGUUGGUCUAGGACGCCAGGGUGCUGCACUGUUUACCGAGAUGAGUACAGGCAGGGGCGGCGGCGGCGCCGUCGUCGACAUCCCAGUUAGCACGAAGAAGGUGGUGCAAGACCUCAAGGAGGUGGUCGGGAACAGCGAGGAGGAGAUUUAUGCCAUGCUCAAAGAGUGUAACAUGGACCCAAACGAAACCGUGCAACGGCUGUUGAGUCAAGAUUCGUUUCAUGAAGUGAGGAGGAAGCGGGACAAAAAAAAAGAGCGGAGUGGAGGAGCGAAGGACAGGGAUGUUGACAUGAUGGGGCGUCCUGGGAGUGGUGGUUACACCAGGGGAGGUGGGCGUGGUGGUGGUGGUGGAAGAGGAGGUUCUCUGCCGCGUUACAGUUCACAAGAGUCCCCUGGUGGGCGAGGUCGAUCGUAUGGGAGAGAAAAUGGAAUUCAUUCUGGUUCACAAAGUUCGAGCACGUUUUCAAACUCGAGCCCUGCACACGGUCCCGCGAAGCCGUCGGCUUCGGCGCCGAGCCCUGUGCCGGCCGCAACAGGCGCAGCACUACCAGCUCAAGCCCUGAAUGCAGGCAGCGGAAGCUCAGCAGGAGCAGCAAAUGGAAUCAGCGGAAAUGUGAGACCCUCACCAGCCCCUCAAGGAGCAUGGGCGUCAGGUCACAGUACAAUGGCAGAUCUAUUAAAAGGACGAGCAGCUCAUCCUCCACCUCCCUCGAGCUUCCAAGCCCCUCCAACUCCCCCAAUCGUUCCGGCCGUCCAAGCGGCGGUGACGCCGUCGUAUCCAGCAGCCGCAGCCCCUGCGGCAGCAUCUAUAUCCUCACCGGAGUCGUCGGAGUUUUGUUCGUCGACUGCGGACCCGGUGCUACUAACGUCGAUAGAUUCGCAGGCCCUGGAUGCAAAAGUUGCAAUCCGAUCGGUGGGCAAUCAGCUGCCGAUCGGAGACCAGCCCGUAAGUUCGACGGAAACAGAGGUGACUAUAAAUUCAAUCGCAGCGUCACCAUCCGCUCAAGCAAGCGUUAAUCCAGCGGACAUAGAGCCUGGACACCUAGAGACUGAGGUGGAGGUGGUGGGAGCGCGACCAUCUUCUCCCUCUGCUGCGGCAGCGACUGCACCGUCGAAUCCAGAUGCGAUCGUGGACGAAGCUGCCUUGAGGAUGGAAGCCGGCAACUCGCAAGGACAUGCGUCAAUUAGCGUACUUGGCGGGAGUCAGUUUAACGGGCGGCCUUUGUAUGGAUCCUUGCAGCAGCCUGUGGGCACUCAGAAAGUUGCGGGGAGCGGUGAUUCGGAGUGGACGACCAAUGCCCCAGGUCAUAACUUGCUAGGAGUGUCAUCGGACGGUAGUUCUCAGGGUCUGGAUGCCGUGGACCCCACGAGCAUAGCACAAGCUUACCAUUCUUUGAGUAUACAGGAUGAUGAGCCGGUGAUCAUACCGACGCAUCUCCGAGUGCCGGAUGCUGACCGCUCGCAUCUUAGCUUCGGCAGCUUUGGGGCCGAUUUCGGGACGAGCUUUGCGCUUGCAGAAGUGCAGGAGAACAAGAAGAACGUUGAGACAAUUGCAGCGGAGGAGGCUCCCAUCGAGCUGUCUCCUCCAUCAAGCGUUGAAGCCCAAGUGCAGACGGUUCAGUCGUAUGGGCUGCAGCAAGUGCCGACUCUGGUGGAGAACAUGACCACGACCGUGGAGGCGCCAUCCGUGGUCCAUCAAGCUCCUGUGGUUCCAGUUCAGGAGCAGCACACGAAAGCUGACCCUGUGGUGCAGCAGACACCUUAUUUCUUGGGGGCCUCAAACUACCCUGGGUUUGGGCGGAUGCCACAUAUCCCCGGCAGUCAAUAUGGGUACGAACAAGCGGAGUCGGUACCUCAAGACGCACCUCGUAUUCCAAACAUAAUGCCGACAUACGAUCCGACGACGAGUUACUACACUUCAGCAUUCCGGGGAGCAGAAUCCGAUCGGCUGUAUUCUCCCUACGCUCCGACUUACACCGCAAGCAAGUAUUCUGGGAAUAUUGGUCUGAUGGCAGCUCCAUCCCUUCCAUCAUCUCAGGAGCGAGGGAAUGCGAUGCUAGCUUCUACAACACCCAGUGUGAGUGUUGCGCAAAGUUCGCAACCGGGAAACAACGUGCAGACUACACAAGUGAUGCCCCAGCAGGCUUUGCCGAUGCAUUACUCGCAGCCACCUUCGGGGCACUUCGGGAACUACAUGGGUUACCAGUACAUGCCGGCUACUUUUCCUUACUUGCUGCCUUCGUAUUCGCACCACGUUCACAACUCGAGCAGCGCAUCCUACGCUCAGCUUCCAGCAGGUUCCACGUAUACUCCUGCAGCAGCGGUAUCUUCUUACCCAGCGAGCGGAGCGGCGGCUGUGAAGUUUCCGAUGCAACAGUACAAGCCUGGGGCAGGGGCCGGAAACGCUCCUCAUUCUGCGCCAACCGUAGGAUAUGGAGGUUACACGACCACGCCUUCAGGAUAUGCGUCGAGUCCUACUGUGACAACCGGAACUGCUUCUGGGUACAUGGACGUGAACACAUCGCGUUACAAGGACAGCACCUUGUACAUUCCGGGUCAGCAGCAGGGAGACAGUUCGACGGUUUGGAUACAAACAGCGAUGCCUCGAGACAUGGGACCCUCCGGGGCCAUGCAGACGAGUUCAUACUACAAUUUGGCCGGGCAAGGUCAGCACAGCGGAUAUGCGCACUCUCAGCAACAACCCACGCACGGGCAUGCGCACCCAAGUGCGGCGUAUGCCAACUUGUACCAUCCGUCUCAAACAGGGCCGGCCCCAAGUCACCAGAUGCUUCAACAGCCCCAAAGCAUGGUAGGCGGAGGGGGGAAUAGUCAAGCCGGAGCGUUCCAGCGUACACAACAGACAUGGAACAAUUCGAACUAUUAGUGGGCUGGCGUCAUGUAGUAUGUGCGAACGCGCAGAUUUGAUGUGAUUUCGGUGCGUUUGGUGUGCUGGGGGGUUGCUGACUGCCUUGGCUACAUUGAUACUCUCCACGCCAAUUCUAGAUGGUGGCAGUGUAGCAGAUGGGAUUGUUGUUGAAUAGGCAGCUUGGGAAGGCCGAGAGGGGUGGGUAAUGGCACAUGAAGAGUGUAAAUACAAGUUUGACGAUAACAGUAGGAUGGGUAUGGCGGAUUCAACCGUUGUCCUUGCCACAAAUUUUGAAUCACUGGCACACAAUGAAACUGUUAAACUUUGAGCUUUUACUCGCUUAGGAGAUC